Penicillium cosmopolitanum is the source of this 1395-nucleotide messenger RNA. RefSeq names its product cytochrome P450. The coding region runs from base 1 to 1395 and encodes 464 amino acids. Gene Ontology annotation, molecular function: heme binding; oxidoreductase activity, acting on paired donors, with incorporation or reduction of molecular oxygen; iron ion binding. The record is from RefSeq and is a predicted model, not a curated record. NCBI's taxonomy places the organism in Eukaryota, Fungi, Ascomycota, Eurotiomycetes, Eurotiales, Aspergillaceae. The transcript is spliced from 8 exons.
AUGGACCAGUUGAAGGAUUUGCCUACUUGGGCUAUCAUUGGCAUCACUGGACUGACAGGAAUCACGAUAUGGAUCACCCGACUCUUUCUCCACACCUUCUUUUUUCACCCUCUGGCUCAUUUUCCAGGCCCUAAAUUUUCAGCUCUCAGCAAUUUUAAUUAUUCGUGGUCCUACAUGGGCGGCCGACAACCGUACGACAUUCUCAAACUGCACGAAAGAUACGGGCUACGGUCUCACCUCCUGAGGAUUAUUAUAGGUCCUGUCGUGCGUGUGGCGCCAAACGAACUUUCUUUCAACUCUGCACAGUCUUGGAAAGACAUAUACUCGCCUCGCAAAGAUCGAGCUAUAUUCGUCAAGAGUGACUUUUAUGAAGGUGGAAACUUUGCCGAUCAAGCCAGCUCCAUUGUGAGCGAGCGCGACCCAGAGAGACAUAGCUCGAUGCGCAAGUUCCUUGCCUCUGCAUUUUCAGAUCGAUCAUUGCGCGAGCAGGAAGGUAUUGUCUCGGAGGCCAUUGACAAAUUCAUAUCUCAGGUUGGUGAGCGAGGCAACUCGAAGGACGGGGUUGACAUGACUAUGUGGACCAAUCUCCUCACUUUUGAUAUUAUUGGUGAGCUAGCCUUUGGGGAGUCAUUUCAUGGUCUGGAAACGGGAAAUGUGCAUUCAUGGAUUACGGUUGUUACAGAAAGCAUGGGGCAAUCGGGCCUCUCCGACUUUUUGAAGCGGUUUCCGAUUUUUGGUCGCGUCUUUUUGAAAUUGAAUCCAAAAUGGCUCAACAGCCUCAUGGAUGGCGCGAUAAAGCACCAAACAUACACCAUAGACUUGGUCAAACGCCGAAUCCACCAGAAGACCAAUCGGAGAGACUUCAUAAGCUACCUUUUGGUAGAGCGCAACGCUUCCCAGAUAUCAGAUAUUCAGUUGGCCGCCCAUGCCUCGGACUUUGUCAUCGCAGGAAGCGAAACAACCGCAACCUGUUUAUCAACCAUCAUCUUCUAUAUCGGGCGCGAUCAGCGCAUCCGGGAAAAACUGCAACAGGAAAUCCGAUCCGCGUUCAGAAACGAUAAGGAUAUCAAUGGACACUCGACCUCCUCACUGAAAUACUUGCAUGCAGUCUGUCUAGAAGCAUUGCGUAUUUUCCCCCCCACUGGCACUAGGUUUGCCGCGGGUCGUGCCGGAAGCUGGAGGACAAUUGUUUCUACAAACCCAUUGGCAUCCAGCCUCGGUUCGGCAAAUUUCGAUGCCCCGUGGGAUUUCCGCCCGGAGCGUUGGCUAGGGUUGAGUGUAGAGGACGAACUGGAGGCCAGCCAGCCAUUCUCAAUGGGCUCACGUUCAUGUCUCAGGUCGAGGAUAGUCUUGUUCAUGUAUAUUGUCGGCAUUAAGCUAACAAUGAAUCGGUAG